GUUUGUCAAAGACAACCGCGUGAGCCCGCCUAGCUCCCAGACCCAGGAAAUACGCAAUGCAGCAGCAACUGCUUUUCAAAUACCUUGCUAUUUUUAGCGAACCACAAAACCCGCCAAGCACAGUUAACUAUUGAAUCCCCCCCUCACUUGGUUAGAAACCCAGAAUGUGACAAAACCCUCCAUCAAUGUUCUUUUAAUGCUAACCCCACCAUCUUGUUUUCUCGGGAAAACCGCUUUUUUCCGGGGGAUUUUUUAGAGUUAACUUCCCAGUCGACCCUUUUAAGACAGCUUUAGGAAGCUAGUUAGUUUUUACUUUUGGCUUUGUGGGGGAAGUAAUGGAGAGGCAGAUGAAUGUUUCGGUUUCAUCUAAAGGUGGAGAUGAAAGCGACGUGGUUAAGGAAUCGAUGGAAUUGAUUGAGACCGUGGGAUCGUACGCGGGGUACAGAAAAACGCAGAGGAAGGAAUGCUUGAGUUUGGUUAGGAGAUUGAAACUGUUGGUGCCUCUUUUGGAGGAGUUCAGGGAGCUCGGCAUUUCCGUUUCCGGUGAGGUGUUGAAUUGUUUGGCUGAUUUGAGGAAAGCACUUCUUGCAGCAAAGAAGUUGCUGAAGCAUUGCAACUAUGGAAGCAAGAUUUAUUUGGCAUUGGAAGGGGAGGCGGUAAUGAGCAGAUUCCAUGCUGUUUACGACAAGUUAAAUCAAGCCCUAGAUGGUUUGCCUUACGAUGAGGUCGGGAUCUCGGUUGAAGUGAAAGAGCAAGUUGAGCUAAUGCGGAUGCAACUUAAAAGAGCAAAAAGAAGAACGGAUACACAAGAUAUAGAACUGGCAAUGGAUAUGAUGGUCGUGUUCUCUAAAAACGAUGACAGGAAUGCAGACAGUGCCAUACUGGAAAGACUGGCAAUCAAGUUGGAACUACAUACUGUUACAGACUUGAAUGAGGAGACACUGGCUGUUAGAAAACUUGUUAAAGGAAGAGGUGGGCACAAUGCUGAGAACAUCCAGCAAAUCAUAGAUCUUUUGAGAAAAUUUAAACAAAUUACAGGAAUUGAAGAGAAAAUUGCAUUUGAUGGUCCUGUUUCCUCUAAAAGUUUGCAGAGGUGUGAGUCCUUAUCAAUCCCUCAUGAAUUCCUCUGUCCAAUUACACUAGAGAUCAUGACGGAUCCAGUUAUUGUGGCAACUGGACAGACAUUUGAAAGAGAAAGCAUCCGUAAAUGGCUGGAUUCUAAUAAUCGGACCUGCCCAAAGACUGGACAAACUUUGAAUCAUUUGUCACUAGCACCAAAUUUCGCCCUCAAGAACCUUAUCCAGCAAUGGUGUGAGAAGAACAAUUUUGAACUGCCCAAGAAAGAUCCUUAUUUUUGCCCUCAUGGGUCUUCUACUGUACUCAUGAAGGAAAUCUCCUUCCUGGUCCAAAAUCUAUCCUCUUGUCAGCUGGAUGUGCAAAGAGAGGCUAUUGGGAAGAUUCGUAUGCUCUCCAAAGAUAACCCCGACAACAGAAUUUUAAUCGCAGACAGUGGUGGAAUUCCUCCAUUGGUUCGGCUCCUAUGCCAUCCGGAUUCCAAGAUUCAAGAACACACUGUGACAGCUCUUUUGAACCUGUCAAUUGAUGAAACAAACAAAAGACUCAUAGCAAGAGAAGGAGCUAUUCCUGCUAUAAUUGAAAUCCUGCAGAAUGGAACUGAUAAGGCUAGGGAGAAUUCUGCUGCAGCCUUAUUUAGCUUGUCCAUCAUUGAGGAGAACAGAGAACUGGUGGGCACAUUGAAGGGAAUCCCUCCCUUGGUAGAUCUUUUGCAGCAUGGGACAAUCAGAGGUAAAAAGGAUGCUGCUACUGCACUAUUUAACUUGUCUUUAAACCAAGCUAACAAGUCCAGGGCCAUUAAGGCAGGUAUUAUACCCCCACUACUACAUUUGCUUGAGGAUGAUAAGAACUUGGGUAUGAUUGAUGAGGCCCUCUCGAUCUUGUUACUCCUUACGUCGCAUCCGGAGGGCCGGAAUGAGAUUGGAAAGCUGUCUUUUAUUGAAAUUCUUGUUGAAAUUAUUAGAAGCGGUACCCCGAAAAACAAGGAAUGUGCUACAUCAGUUCUGCUUGUGCUGGGUUUAAAUAACUCUUCUUUGGUCUUGGCUGCACUCCAAUAUGGUGUGUAUGAGCAUUUGGUAGAGAUUGCAACAAGCGGAACAAAUAGAGCGCAAAGAAAAGCAAAUUCACUUUUGAAUCACAUGAGCAAGUGCGAACACAUCCCCUGAUAUUUCAUCAAUAAGAAUUCUUCUUCUUCUUCUUCUUCUUCUUCUUUGUGGGUGGCACCAAGUUAUGCUUAUGGGGGGAGCAUACAUUAAAUUUCAAGUUGUGUGCUUUCUUUUUAUGUAAUUAUGAUUUGGCUUCAAAUAUACUGAGAAAAGUAUAACUUUCUCUGUACAUUAUUUAGAUCUGAUUAUGUUGUAAGUGCUGUCAAUUGUUAACAAGUAAAACAAAUCCUAGUUUGAGA
Messenger RNA from Juglans regia (Persian walnut), 2479 nucleotides. RefSeq names its product U-box domain-containing protein 15-like. Gene Ontology annotation, cellular component: nucleus; cytoplasm. NCBI's taxonomy places the organism in Eukaryota, Viridiplantae, Streptophyta, Magnoliopsida, Fagales, Juglandaceae. Gene Ontology annotation, molecular function: protein binding; ubiquitin-protein transferase activity. The record is from RefSeq and is a predicted model, not a curated record. The coding region runs from base 336 to 2240 and encodes 634 amino acids. Gene Ontology annotation, biological process: cell surface receptor signaling pathway; protein ubiquitination. The transcript has 4 exons.